Laetiporus sulphureus 93-53 is the source of this 261-nucleotide messenger RNA. RefSeq lists its product as uncharacterized. Bases 1 to 261 code for a protein of 86 amino acids. The transcript has a single exon. The record is from RefSeq and is a predicted model, not a curated record. NCBI's taxonomy places the organism in Eukaryota, Fungi, Basidiomycota, Agaricomycetes, Polyporales, Laetiporaceae.
AUGCUCAACGGCAUCUCUAUUCCGUGGCACAGCGAUGGGGAGCUGGCCACCCAGACUCUCAAAGAGGAGUCCAACAACCGCUUUCCCUCGUUCUCCGCAAACGACGCAGUCGCGCUGGGGCUUUCUGUGCGGAAGCGCCUCCGAGCCUCUUCGCGGCAUGCGCGAGGCAAUGGGAUGGUGAAUUCCAUACAGACGAUUGCCGGCCACAUUUUAUUCGCGUGUACAGUGGGGGACGCAGGAGAUGUCAGCCUGGACAGCUGA